AUGAGAGGGGCCGUUCUUGCGCUAUCCAUUUGUGCGGCAGCCUUACUAUCUUCCGUGAUUGCCAUGUCAGCGUUGGUUUAUAAUCUCUAUUUUGUGUUAAAGAAGACCAGAAAGCAACUAGACGACGCAAACAUCACUGAACUAAGCCCAUGGAAGGUUUACCACAUUUACCUCAUGGUGCAUGAUCCUCAAACCUGGACCAAAAACAGAAACAUUACUUAUGGCCAUGCUGAGAUACAAGACUCCGAGAACCACUGCACCUAUAAUCUCUAUUCCUGUCCUUAUUUCAAAAUUAAGGGAUUUAACAAGGCAACGAAUGAGUUUUGUGAUAUCGGGAAUUUAGAAACGGAUGUUGUUGCCGUUAAGGGUGCUAGUAAAAUCAUACUUACUGGGGUUAUAGUUGAUGAAAGGUGCUUGCGGGGAGGGGCUAGCCGUCCACUUGUAAAAAUGAGGUUACCAACAAUACCGAUUCCUGUGGAUCCCCUGGACGGGUCGGAGGGCAUAAAGGACCCAUGGGUUGCCUUUAGUAGAUGA
Molecule: messenger RNA, 534 nt
Organism: Fusarium mangiferae
Lineage: Eukaryota; Fungi; Ascomycota; Sordariomycetes; Hypocreales; Nectriaceae
Exons: 2
Coding region: 1-534 (177 amino acids)
Source: RefSeq, a predicted model, not a curated record